Cokeromyces recurvatus is the source of this 679-nucleotide messenger RNA. RefSeq lists its product as uncharacterized. The record is from RefSeq and is a predicted model, not a curated record. The coding region runs from base 1 to 591 and encodes 196 amino acids. Lineage: Eukaryota; Fungi; Mucoromycota; Mucoromycetes; Mucorales; Mucoraceae. The transcript has 3 exons.
AUGAAAUUAUUUAUUCUUAUUUUAAUUUGUAUUGACUUAGUAUUUGCUAUGGUUCAAUCACCAUCACUUACUUAUAAUGUAACAUUACCAGAACCCAAUGGGCUUUACGUAGCAGGUCAAAUGUUACCCAUUAGUUACACUUUGCCAGAUAAUGCAGAUUUACCUAAAUUAUUAUCAUUAUCUAUUUCGUUUAUUACUGAGGACCCAAGACUUAACUUUACUGGUGCUGUUGUAACAAAUAACGCAGAUAUCUCUCAGGGCUUUAGUUUUAGAAGAACUCAUAAUACAUUUGUUUACUAUGAGCAUCAACUCAGUUAUUCAAUCCCAAAGAAUGCGGUACCGGGAAACUACAUUGUUUUAUUUAAUGAUGCCGUUUCAAAAACAAAUACAUCAAUCCCUAUCAUCGUUCGACCCUACGCUCCUCAAAUUACUCCUUCUUCUACUAGUGUAAUUAACUCUCGUCCUUCUGGAGGAAGCUCUAUUUUUGCUGUGCAUAGUAAUGACAGUUCUAGAAAAUAUAGUAGCGCAAAUAGAAAAGCGGCAUUAUUAUUAGGGGUUAUGUUUGUUGUAUACAAUGGAUUGUUAUUAUAAAAGUAUGCUAUUUGCUUUUUUUUUAUUCGCUGUGCAGUAUAGUACAUUAAUAUACAUAUAUAAAAGAAUUAUGUUAUUUCUUAUUUUA